UCAGUAUAUCGUACGACCGCCGCCCGGCUUGUUAUAAAUAUUCUGUACCGUAAAAAUUGUUUUAUUAAUACCCGUCAUAAUAUUAUAUUGUUAAAUCAAACCUGUAAUUAUUAUAUUGUACCUGUAUCAUCUAUUUCUGUAUUAUUAUUAUGUGAUCGAAAACCGUUUUUUUUUUUUUAUAUAAUAUAUGUAACUUCUAGCUUUUUUGCUUAUUCUUAUUAAAAUUUCUUUUUUUUUUUAUUAAACGUAUAAUAAGUUUUUUUCUUUAAAAAAAAUUCAUCGUAUCCUAUAUCGUUGGCGCGUACGCGUUUAUUGUAAUAUUUUAUUUAUACACAAUAUUGUAAACACGUCGAAUAAAUAUCGCAUUUGAUCGUUUCGAAUUCGGUAUUGUUAUUUUUUCUCAAUAAAAAAAAAUCGUCGACAACGGCCGGUUAAAAUUAAUAUCGUGGUGCGAUCGCGCUAAGUGUGUUCCUAUCUUGCUGUUGUUGCCGGGCCAUCCGCUAAUCCCAUUCCGAGAAACAUAUGCACAGGAGAUUGUUCAUACAUUCAGCACAAGACAGUAGAAAUGACAGACAGCAUGACACGGAAUUAUAACGGUUUCAACAACUGUACGCCGAAAACUGACCAGAAAACCCAAAACAUGACCCCCACGGACGGUUACGACAAUAAAGCGAUGCUCAGGUCCGAAUUGGAUCUUCAAGGAAAGCCCGGAGUCAACGGAGUGACCAGCAUAAAUAUGGAUAACUUGAGUAAAGUAACGCACAACACGACCACGCCAAACGGACAACAGAACGGAAAACCAAAUUUCUACGACCCUUACCAGCACCGAGAUGUCAAACAUCCCACCUCGUAUUUCGAUACGUUAAUACAUCUCCUUAAAGCCAGCCUGGGUACGGGCAUACUGGCCAUGCCCAGCGCUUUCCGUAACGCUGGUUACAUAGUGGGCACGUUGGGUACCAUCAUCAUUGGUAUUUUAUGUACAUACACAAUACACUUGUUGGUGACUUCUUCGUAUGUGUUGUGCGUUAAAAGAAAAGUACCUAGUCUGACGUAUCCGGCCUGUGCGGCAGCGGCGUUCGAAGAAGGACCAAAGAUGACUCGGAAGUUCGCACCGUACGCCAGAAUGAUUACAAAGUUGUUCCUAGUCUUGUACCAAAUCGGUUCCAGUUGUAUAUACAUAGUAUUUAUAGCCAAGAAUCUCAAAUCGAUAGGUGACAACUACCUCGAGACCACGGGCCCCUACACUGACGACCGCAUGUACAUGGUGUACAUAAUCAUUCCGUUGAUAUUGAUCUGCUGGAUUCGAAAUCUAAAACUGCUUUCUCCGUUCUCUUCGGUGGCCAACUGCUUGUCGAUGCUCAGCUUCGGACUGAUAUUCUACUUUAUCUUCCGCGACCUGCCUUCGCUGAGCUCGCGGGCUCCGGUGGGCACCAUCAAGAGUAUCCCGCUGUUCUUCGGUACCGUUCUGUUCGCCAUGGAAGCCAUCGGCAUGGUUUUGCCGCUCGAAAACGAAAUGAAGAACCCAAAAAAGUUUGGCAGCGUUUUCGGAGUGCUCAACGGCGCCAUGUUACCAAUCACGCUGCUGUACACGUUCGUGGGUUUCUUCGGCUACUUAAAGUACGGCGAAGCGACCACCGGCAGCAUAACUUUGGAUCUACCGGCCGGAGAACUGCUCGCUCAAGUCGUCAAGCUUUUGCUCUCAAUUUCCAUUUACAUAUGUUACGCUCUAUCCAACUACGUGGCGUUCGACAUCAUGUGGAAGAGUCUGGAGACGAAAAUGGAAAAAAACGAGAACAAGAUCUGGUGGGAAUACGCUCUGCGGACGUCCAUUGUUAUGGUUACAUUCUUCCUGGCCGUCGCCAUACCCAACCUGGAGCAUUUGAUUUCGCUGAUUGGCGCGUUCUGCUUGUCGACCGUGGGCAUUGCGCUGCCGGCAAUCAUUAACUUCUUGACGUUCGUGGACAUUUACAGAGAAGAAGGGUACUUACGGCUCGGUCUGUUCGUGCUGCGAAACCUGCUGAUAGUGGCUAUCGCCGUUUUCGCUUUCGUCAUCGGAGUGUCCACAAGUAUUACAGACAUAAUAAAUCACAUGAAGUGAUCUCUUUCAAGGGCGGCGUUUGUUUUGGAUAACAAACAAUGUAUCAACACUGAGCUACCGUCUGGUCGCGUUGGUAGUUUUUUAUUAUUUUUUUUUUUUUAACUAGUGACCAAUCAUUGUUAUUAUUAUUAUUAUUAUUACUAUUAUUAAUUAUUAUUAUUAUUAAUAUUAAAAAUUCGCCUAGACGAAUCCCCACAUGUAAACCUGUAACGACUAAAGUAAAGUAAAAAAAAAAAAAACAAAUCAAAUUCAGUAUUUUUCAAUCGUCCGAAGUUUGAUUUCGAUGGUUUUUAGAAUUUCUAUUAAUAUUAAAAUAUAAUAAUGCCAAUUCAGUAUUUUUGCCAUUUUAAUUCGUAUAAUAAAAUAAUAAUUAUUUGAUUUUGUAAAUUUUAACAUUUUUUUUUUUUUUAAUGGAGUUUACUACUAUUAAAAAAAAAGAGAUAAUAACAAAACAGGGUGUCCCUGGUUGGUUAUACUCACUACGGGAAGACGAGACUUCGCAGUCUAUCCAUAUCUAUUUUACACAUAUAUUAUAUAUACUAUAUUACUUCGCACGAGGUUCACAGUAGGUUCUCCAAAGACAGUUUUUAUAAUUAUUGAAUUUCGAGCAACUCUGUGGACUAUAAAGACUUUUAUUAAAAUUUAUUACCUUGUUUUUUUUUUUGUAUUAUUGUUGUAAAAUAUUGAACUAUUACUAUUCACAUGUCAUAAUAAUGCGCGAUCAAAAGUUUAUAUCAAAUUAUGUUUAAGCUAAUCGUCAUUGUUAGUAUAUUUGUUUUUUUUUUUAUAUAUAUAUAACUUAAAUAUCAUGAAACAGGUACAUCUUGAUCCGGGUAAAAGAUUUGUUCUUAACAUUCCUACGCGUUUAACAUCUUUAUUAGUAUUUGUUUAUUUAAAAAUCGACUUACCAUUUCAAUUUUUAAUUAUCUUUCUUGCUCAAUAAUAUGUAAUGUAUAGAGUGUGUACACAGUAAAAUGUUAUCGGACGUGAAUUGCCUAGUUUAAAUACGAUGUUGUAGAGAUUUGUAUCUAGUUCUAAAAAAAAACUACAUUGUUUUUUUUUUACCACCAGAUACAUUUUUUCGAAUUUUUGUGAAAUGAUAUUAUUGUGAUACGAGUACAUAAAAAUAUACAUAGUUUUGUAAUAACGUGAAUAUUAUAUUGUAGUUAGUAAUAUUAUAUAAUUAUGCAUAUAACUAUACAAUGUAUUUUUU
Messenger RNA from Adelges cooleyi (spruce gall adelgid), 3311 nucleotides. Its product is annotated as proton-coupled amino acid transporter-like protein CG1139. The coding region runs from base 566 to 2098 and encodes 510 amino acids. Gene Ontology annotation, biological process: amino acid transmembrane transport. The record is from RefSeq and is a predicted model, not a curated record. Gene Ontology annotation, molecular function: amino acid transmembrane transporter activity. Lineage: Eukaryota; Metazoa; Arthropoda; Insecta; Hemiptera; Adelgidae. The transcript is spliced from 11 exons. Gene Ontology annotation, cellular component: vacuolar membrane.